CUGAAAAGAAGCAGAAGCACUUCCAAACACCAUUAGAAAUGAAAUGAAGAUGAAGUAGGUUCCACCUUUCUGAUUCUGGGUUGGUUCGCUGCCUGGCCCUGCUCAUUUGCCAGUCUCAUUCAUCUCUGGCGAUCUUCAGACAGCGCGGUCGGCGCCUCCACCCAUCUGCUUGUUCAGUUUGCUUCGGAGCACCACGGUUCUACAUUAGUGGUACAUAUACAUAUAACAUUAUAAUUCCAUUUUAUGGUAAUUCAGAUGCUUUCUAAAUAGAAAAAUGCUUGAGGUAUUUUGUGUACCGCAAAACUCUUCUAAAUAUACCGCGAGAAAUGUUACUUAAACACUGUUACACAUUCAAUUAAUUCGAGCAGAGGAUGGUGCUACGAUUUCGACCCCUCUUAUUCUGGUCGACAUUGCUUUGCAUUCGGUUGAUCAGCAGAUCAGUGGUAUCUCUCCCUUCCAGAGAUUUCCUUGGAAUCUCUCCUCAAGAUGAGCAGUACUACAGUGGAUUGUCAUCCGGAGCUGCUAUAAAAUGCAAAAACGGAUCUAAUAAAUUCAGUGUGGCUCAGCUCAAUGAUGAUUUCUGUGACUGUCCUGAUGGCUCCGAUGAGCCAGGAACCUCAGCAUGCCCCAGUGGCAAGUUCUAUUGCCGAAAUGCUGGACAUACACCCCUUCUUAUAUAUUCAUCAAGGGUUAACGAUGGUAUCUGUGAUUGCUGUGAUGGGAGUGAUGAGUAUGGUGGCAAAACAAAGUGCCCAAAUAUGUGCUGGGAGGCUGGCAAGGAGGCUAGAGAUAGGUUAAAGAAAAGAAUCACAAUAUAUCAGAAAGGUGUUAUUAUAAGGAAGUCGGAAGUUGAAAAGGCAAAACUGGAAAUUUUGAAGGAGGAAGCAGAAUUGGUGAAACUAACAAAAGAGGAGAAGAUACUUAAAGAAAUAGUUGAGCAAUUGAGGGAGCACAAGGAACAGAUAGAAAAGGCCGAAGAAAAAGAACGAUUGCAAAGAGAGAAGGAAGAGAAAGAAAAGAGAGAAACUGAAGAAGCUAAGUUGGAGGAUACCAAAAUUGAGAAAAACCAUGAGGAAGCUGUAAACAUGAAAGAUGGCCUCCGUGAAGAUAUCCCCUCAGAGAAAGCUCCUUCUGUAGAGAAUGCGAUAGAAGAUUAUAGCAGUAAAGUGGACAAAGCUGACAAUAUUGACACUUCAGUAAUGGAAGAAACCUCUCGCAAUGAAGCUGAGAGGGUGGCAGAGGACUCACACAAGCAUGCCAUGAUAGAGGAGGAUCUGUCUGCAGAUGAUGAUGGAUCUGUUCUUAGAAGCACCAAUGAGGUGAAAGAUGAAGCUGAAGAUACUGAAUCCUUGUCAAAGGAAGAGUUGGGCCGUGUAGUUGGUUCUCGUUGGACAGGAAAAAAGAAUGAGAAGGAAUCUGGAGAGGACAAGACUAAUAAAGAUUAUCACGGUGACGAUGAUGAAGAAUACAGUACAUUUGACUCAGAUGAUGAUACUGAAGACCAAAUGGAUGAACAUGGCGAGGAAGAUCACAGCGAUUCAAAUUCAUCCCCUUUAUUAUCUGAUGAUGAAGCUGAAGAUCAAGGGGAUGAUUUUGUAGGGGAAGAUCAUGAUUCAAGUUCACCAUCUUCAUCAUCAUCAGAUGACGACGACUUGGAUUUAUCAGAUACAGCUAGCACAAGCAAUCCACAUUGGCUGGAGAAGAUAAAAAGAAAUGCUCAGAGAAUUCUUCAGACUUUCAAUUUGUUCCAAACUCCAGUAGACAUAUCUGAGGCUGCACGCAUACGCAAAGAAUAUGAUGAUUCAAGUGCUAAGUUGUCAAAGCUUCAGUCGAGGAUAUCUAAAUUGACAAAGAAAUUGAAACAUGAUUUCGGGCCACAGAAGGAGUUCUAUUCAUUCCAUGGUCAAUGUUUUGAAAUCAAGAAAAACAAGUACACAUAUAAUAUUUGCCCUUUUAAAAAGGCUACCCAAGUUGAGGGCCAUAGCACAAGUCAUCUAGGGAAUUGGGAUAAAUUUGAGGACUCAUACAGAACUAUGAUAUUUACAAAUGGAGAUCAUUGCUGGAAUGGACCCGAUAGGAGUAUAAAGGUGAAACUAAGAUGUGGUUUGAAACAUGAGGUAACUGAAGUAGAUGAGCCCAGCCGGUGCGAAUAUCUUGCAUUUUUAUCUACACCAGCUGUCUGUGUAGAAGAAAAGCUGAAGGAACUCGAAGUUAAACUGAAAAUGCUGAACAGUGAGCUACCACAAGGUCAUGAUGAGCUGUGAAAGAUUUGUUUGUUAUUUUCGUCUUCCUAUUUUUGUAGGACACUGAAAAGCUAAAAGCUACUCCGUACAAGGUUUGACUAAUGCUUGAGGUGAGGAAAAAUAUAAACCAAGAAAAUAGAGAUUUGGUUUAGAUUUCUGUUCCUGACUCGUAAGGGUUGUAACUGUCUAGAGAAAGGAAAAAUAGCCUAAAUUUAGAAGGUUGAGAUAGCCUCAUGAACGAUGUUAGAGAAACACAAGCGACAAUUUAUCAGGUUUUUAUAGAAUAUCAAUAGGGAUAAGGGUCAGAUAGGGCCUCGAACUCGAAAAAAAAUGUCAAAUAAGGUCAUAUUUCGGAUGCUCUGUCUGGCCGACGCCAUUUGGGGAGGUUCUCGAUGAAAUUUUUUAAUGAAAUUUUUUGAGCAUCUUCCUCAUUAAGUCUAGUUUACCCAUACCAAAUUUCAGCUAAAAAUUCAACCGGGAAGGUAGUCAAAUAAUUUUUCAAAAUGUACGGCGUUGUUUAACUUUACAGUUAUCUUCAAAAACUUAUUUGACUACCUUCCCGAUUGAGUUUUUAGCUGAAAUUUGGUAUGGGUAAACUAGACUUAAUGAGGAAGAUGCUCAAAAAAUUUCAUCAAAAACUUCCAUCGGGAACCGCCCCAAAUGGCGUCGGCCAGACAGAGCAUCCAAAAUAUGACCUUAUUUGACAUUUUUUUUCGAGUUCGAGGCCCUAUCUGACCCUUAUCCCAAUAUCAAUAACAUAGAGACAAUAUGGUGGAAAUCCAAAUACAAAUCUAUUUGGAGGCAAAAGAAGUGAAAAUUUAUUUAAUUGCUCGUUUA
Molecule: messenger RNA, 3080 nt
Organism: Cuscuta epithymum
Lineage: Eukaryota; Viridiplantae; Streptophyta; Magnoliopsida; Solanales; Convolvulaceae
Source: the annotation of a GenBank genome assembly